This is a messenger RNA of Arachis ipaensis, 724 nucleotides long. Its product is annotated as CLAVATA3/ESR (CLE)-related protein 10-like. Gene Ontology annotation, biological process: monoatomic ion transport. Lineage: Eukaryota; Viridiplantae; Streptophyta; Magnoliopsida; Fabales; Fabaceae. The record is from RefSeq and is a predicted model, not a curated record. Gene Ontology annotation, cellular component: membrane.
AUGAGUAUCUUGCUUGCAUUAAUUAGUAUUUAAUUUUUCUAAUCUCCGUCACCCUCUCUCCCAAAUAUCACUUUGUCUUAACUCCUAACUACACACAAACAACCACUAUUAUCUUUGAAGUUUCAUCUUCUUCUCUUUCCUCUUUCCUUCUAUACUUCACAAAAAGGAAAAAAAAAAUAAUGACAAAAAUGAAGACCUCUCUUUCUUUUUCAAGUGGCUCGAAUAAGCUUUUGAUCUUGUUCCUUUUCUUUUUUCUCUUCUUUAUCUUCUUCUCUUUAACAAAUUGCAUGGUAUUUCACACCCACCAACAACGUUAUUGUGAUUCUUUUAACAAUAAAAUCCAACGCUCUUUGUGCAUGGAGAUUCAAAGAAUCAACCACAGAUUAUUGCAUGAUGAUCAAGUUCCACCCUCGUCAUCAUCCAAGGAGAAACGGAUAUUUGAUCAAAGAUAUGGCGCUGAGAAGAGACUUGUCCCUUCUGGGCCAAACCCACUUCACAAUUGAAAAGAAUUUCUUGUUUUCCAUCACAGUUAUUAACAUCCUUAGCUUUUGAAGAGAAUGUAGUUGUGGAGGCGGAGCUAGCUUAAGCGGGACCCCAUGAGUGUCAUUAAUAUGGAGCCACCAAGGGACAAUGACGUAUCUAGUUAUGGGUCUUGGCUUUGUUUCUAAGAUCAAAAUGGGAUCAUCUUUGUGUACCUUGUCGGUCAGCAAAAACCUUUUUUUUU